AUGAGCCUUGAAGGUUUCCGUCCCGCGCACCACGCACAUAUUCUUCAGGCCGUAUAUCUGGGCCUCGAGAUGGAUUACAACCAGGACACUGAUAGAUGUGAAUAUGCGCUAUGUACUCAUGAUGGUACAUACGUUAUCGACUAUGUAGUAGAUUCAAUUGAUCUCCAUCGCACCCAAAGUAUGCAAGUCAAAACAGAAAUAGUUCUGUCUGUUGUCCUUGAUCGCAUUACGAGGUAUCUUCGAUCGAAUGGAUACAAAAUCUCUAUAAUUGGACUCAGUUCGAAAGUAAAUGGAGCAAGCGGUAAUCCUGGCUUUGUACUUAUCGACCCCAAAGAAAUCGCCAGCUCGUUCUGGUUCGAUCUCGACGCAUUACCGUUUAUUAUUUCGACGAGGGGGUCGACUGUCGAUGAGCGAGCUAGCUCCGCAGCGAGAAAGUCUGUCAUAUGGCUAUCACCGCAAAUACCCGGAUCAAUCCCAAGAAUCUCGGUCGGUUUUCGACACGAAGUCGAGGUUGAUCUCAAUGGCAUGAUAAAAUUAUGUGACCUAGCCGAUUACCAGAAAACUGUCAAACCGGAAACUUGGGAAGUGAUAUCAUGUAUUGCUCACGAGUUGAGAACGAAGAAGGUCAAGGCGUCAUUUUUCAGUGCGACUCCACAGGGAGGAGGAGUUGCUUUGAUGCGCCAUGCUCUUAUACGUCUAUGUCGUCUCUUGGGACUUGAUAUUUCUUGGUACGUGGCCAAGCCCUCACCCGAAAUAUUUGACAUUACAAAACGAAAAUUUCACAAUGUGCUCCAAGGAGUCGCUCCUGAAGGCUGUGAACUACUUGCUCAUGAGAUGGAGGCUUUCAUAGAAUGGUCAGACACCAAUGUCAGACGUUACUGGACGGACGAACAAGGGCCCAUAAAGACAUCGGAUGUGAUUAUAAUCGACGAUCCACAAUUGUGCGGUAUUAUCCCGCAAAUCAAGAAACUCAAUCCGUCUUGCAAAGUUAUUUAUCGCAGUCACAUUGAAAUCAGAUCAGAUUUAAUAAAGGAAAACCCAGAAGGACCUCAAGCAAUAACGUGGAACUUUCUUUGGCAGUUCAUUUCUUUAGCUGAUUUGUUUGUCUCGCACCCUAUUAAAGGCUUUAUACCUGAUUGCAUACCGCCUCACAAAUAUGUUCUUAUGGGAGCUUCGACCGAUGCCCUCGAUGGUCUCAACAAAGAAAUGAACGAUGCUGAUAUAGAGUAUUACCAAUUGAUAUUCAACAGAUUGGCUAAUGAUCAAUGUGAGAAAGAGAUCGAUUUCGCUUGUCCGUACAUAAUUCAAGUGGCGAGAUUUGAUCCCAGUAAAGGAAUUCCUCAUGUCAUAGAGUCAUUUAGAUUAUUGCGUGAAAAGUUAGCCGAUACAAAUUUACGCCUUCCAUCAUUAAUCAUAUGUGGAACCGGGAGUAUUGACGAUCCAGAUGGGACGGUUGUGUAUAAGGAAACGCGAGAUUUGAUCCAACAACCAAAAUACGCUUCGAUUGCUGGAGACAUAGUCGCGGUACGCCUGCCUGCUUGUGAUCAACUAUUCAACAGUCUUUUAAGAAAAGCACAUGUGGCAUUACAAUUAAGUACCAGAGAGGGUUUCGAGGUAAAGGUUACCGAAGCCCUUCAUAAAGGAGUACCGGUCGUUGCAUUCAGAGCUGGAGGUAUUCCGCUCCAAAUUCGUGAUGGAGAAACUGGAUUUUUGGUAGACGUGGCUGACGAAGCGACAGUGGCAGAUCGCUUAUUCGAUCUCUUUACUGACAAGGAUUUAUACGAACGCAUGUCCGCUACUGCCAAGAGAACAGUCUCUGAAGAAUUCUUCAACGUCUAUCAGACGUUGAAUUGGCUCUAUAUGAUUAACCACUUUGCUGACCUUCGUCGCGAAGAGAAUUCCUUUACGGGUAGCGAGAAAGUAAGCGUCGGACAUGGUAGAUGGAUUAAAGAAUUCUGGCAGGAAGAAUAUGCAAAAGGCCGAUUCCACUUUCCUACUGAUGCGAAUGGAAAUGUUAUUACGUACGAUGAGAGCAUAAGGGUGACUGAUGGGAUCCCAACACCUGUUACUCCUACGUCGCCCUCAUAA
This is a messenger RNA of Paraglomus occultum, 2088 nucleotides long. NCBI's taxonomy places the organism in Eukaryota, Fungi, Glomeromycota, Glomeromycetes, Paraglomerales, Paraglomeraceae. The record is from the annotation of a GenBank genome assembly.